This is a messenger RNA of Cloeon dipterum, 658 nucleotides long. RefSeq names its product small ribonucleoprotein particle protein SmD1 (gene SmD1). Gene Ontology annotation, molecular function: RNA binding. NCBI's taxonomy places the organism in Eukaryota, Metazoa, Arthropoda, Insecta, Ephemeroptera, Baetidae. The coding region runs from base 129 to 491 and encodes 120 amino acids. Gene Ontology annotation, cellular component: pICln-Sm protein complex; U4 snRNP; commitment complex. The record is from RefSeq and is a predicted model, not a curated record. The transcript has 3 exons. Gene Ontology annotation, biological process: RNA processing; spliceosomal snRNP assembly.
CAAAAUUUAAAAUAGCAUCUUCUUAUCCGCCAUUCGCUUUCCGCUUUCACUCGCUCCGAUUGUCAUUUGUCAGCAGCGUUGUGAUUGUUCGUGUGUCGCGGUUUCCAGCGUAAACACUCAAAAUAAUCAUGAAAUUAGUCAGAUUUUUAAUGAAAUUGAGUCACGAGACGGUGACGAUAGAGCUGAAGAAUGGGACACAGGUGCACGGCACAAUCACGGGCGUCGAUGUGGCCAUGAACACGCACCUGAAGGCGGUCAAGAUGACCAUGAAGAACAGAGACCCCGUGCAGUUGGAAACGCUGAGCAUCCGCGGCAACAACAUCAGGUACUACAUUCUACCGGAUUCUCUACCCCUCGAGACGCUGCUGAUUGAUGACACACCAAAAGCUAAAGCCAAGAAGAAGGAUGCUGCCAGAGGUGCAAGCAGAGGCCGUGGCCGUGGAAGAGGUGGUCGUGGUAGAGGCAGAGGAAGAGGCAGAGGCCGCCGCUAAACUGAACUUUAAGUGUAUUUUAUUGUGUCUCGAUUUUGAAGACUUCAAAAGGUUUUUGCAACUUUAAGUGGUUCACUAUUUUGUUUCAACAAUAUCCAUCUGCAAGGAAGAUGUUUGCAAAAUAAAUGUAAUGUUAAGGCCAUUAUAAUAUAGUAAUAGAAAACAAA